AUGUCUCGCUCGAACCCCCCGAAUGCGGGAGGCUCCCGUAAGAUCUCCUUUAAUGUCAGUGAGCAAUACGACAUUCAAGACGUCGUGGGCGAAGGUGCAUAUGGAGUUGUUUGUUCCGCAGUGCACAAACCGUCUGGGCAGAAAGUUGCCAUCAAGAAGAUCACACCGUUCGACCACUCUAUGUUUUGUCUCCGAACCUUGCGAGAAAUGAAGCUGUUGCGCUAUUUCAACCACGAAAACAUCAUCUCUAUCCUUGACAUCCAGAAACCCCGUGGCUAUGACACAUUCAAUGAGGUUUAUCUCAUUCAGGAAUUGAUGGAGACCGACAUGCACAGGGUCAUACGCACACAGGAUCUCUCAGACGACCACUGCCAAUAUUUCAUCUACCAGACCUUACGCGCGUUAAAAGCCAUGCAUUCAGCAAACGUCUUACAUCGAGAUUUGAAGCCAUCCAACCUCCUCCUGAACGCAAACUGUGACCUUAAAGUCUGUGAUUUUGGUCUCGCUCGAUCGGCUGCGUCUCAAGAAGAUAAUUCCGGUUUCAUGACCGAAUAUGUUGCCACACGAUGGUACCGUGCCCCAGAGAUUAUGUUGACGUUCAAAGAAUAUACCAAGGCUAUCGACGUCUGGUCUGUGGGCUGCAUUUUGGCCGAGAUGCUCAGUGGGAAACCAUUGUUCCCGGGUAAAGAUUACCACCACCAGUUGACGCUGAUUCUCGAUGUUCUUGGCACACCAACCAUGGAGGACUACUAUGGCAUCAAGUCGCGACGUGCUAGAGAAUAUAUUCGCUCUUUGCCAUUCAAAAAGAAGGUGCCAUUCAGGACUCUCUUUCCAAAAACCUCCGACUUGGCACUAGACUUGCUUGAGAAACUACUGGCUUUUAAUCCCGUCAAACGCAUUACUGUUGAGGAGGCUCUAAAGCAUCCCUAUCUGGAACCAUAUCACGACCCAGAAGACGAGCCGACCGCGCCUCCAAUCCCCGAGGAAUUUUUCGACUUUGACAAGCACAAGGAUACUCUAAGCAAAGAACAGCUGAAGCAACUCAUUUAUCAAGAAAUCAUGAGGUAA
Pochonia chlamydosporia 170 is the source of this 1068-nucleotide messenger RNA. Its product is annotated as mitogen-activated protein kinase. The transcript has 4 exons. Gene Ontology annotation, biological process: protein phosphorylation; intracellular signal transduction. NCBI's taxonomy places the organism in Eukaryota, Fungi, Ascomycota, Sordariomycetes, Hypocreales, Clavicipitaceae. The record is from RefSeq and is a predicted model, not a curated record. Gene Ontology annotation, molecular function: ATP binding; MAP kinase activity. The coding region runs from base 1 to 1068 and encodes 355 amino acids. Gene Ontology annotation, cellular component: nucleus; cytoplasm.